AUGGGACAUUUCCAUUCCUCGAAGCCCCCCAGCGCAUCUACACGCGACCAAGUUCUGGCUCCGCCCACCGAAGAAUUCCCAGCCUCGUCGAUUGGCGACCUGCAAGUCAGUGAACGCAUGCAAGAUGUUGCACACUUCUUCCAGGGAAUGAGCCAUACAGAGAUGCUCGAAUUUUGCUUGGGAUUUGAGAAGCCAAAUACUCCGGUACUUGCUGAACACGUUGUGCUCAUUGCAGUGCAGUGUGGUGAGUUGAGUAGAGAGCGCCCUGCACUGCUGGAUAUUGGAAUACACACUGUCAAACGCCGAGACAUGCAGGAGAAAUGUGCAUGCCCUGGACCGCACAGCCUGAACAUCGUUCGCAACGCAUCGUACCAUCACAUGUGUAUACAGGAUAAUGCGCGUUAUGUGAACCUCCUGGAAGUUGCUCUGGAUUCCCAGAAAACCUGUUUUGGGCGUACGCGGUUUAUAGACGGAAAAGAAGCCAAAGUUGUGCUAGAAAGCUUCCUCCGACAACCCGUCGAACCGUUGCCAACAGGAGAAGAGUAUUGUGCUGUUUCAAACAAGUAUCUAGUCCCGGGUGCCUGUCCCAUUGUCAUUCUACAGGACGGCACAUGGCAGCGCCACGCACUACUCAAUACUCUCGGUCUUGAACAAAUCAUCGGAGAGAAUACUGUAUCAAUGAUAAGCACGCUGCAAAUUGCUCGCGAGAUGGGCUUUGGCUGGCGCGACAAGGCUUUGACACUGGGGCAGCUCGCCACCGAUCUCAAGAUCGACUUCCCUGAACACCGGAGCGCUGCCGACUUUGCUGCGUAUACCCUCAUCACUUCUAUACAGAUGGUUAUGCGCCCAAAGAUACCACUUGCAAAGCAGCCGAUUCAGUCUGUCAUUAACGUUGCAAUGCUGCACAGCCAAUGCAAUCAACCGUUAUGGGGCAACGAGCACUAUUGUUCAAGGUGCGGACAAGACGAUCACAGCCGCAAAGGUUGCUGUGUGAUGCAGAUUAUAAGGAUGUGUUCCAAGUGUGCUAAAGCAGAGAGGCACCCGGCUGCGUGGUCUCAUGUGGCGCAAAUGUGCCCCUGGUAA
Messenger RNA from Bipolaris oryzae ATCC 44560, 1083 nucleotides. RefSeq lists its product as uncharacterized. NCBI's taxonomy places the organism in Eukaryota, Fungi, Ascomycota, Dothideomycetes, Pleosporales, Pleosporaceae. The record is from RefSeq and is a predicted model, not a curated record. Bases 1 to 1083 code for a protein of 360 amino acids. The transcript has a single exon. Gene Ontology annotation, cellular component: nucleus.